Molecule: messenger RNA, 341 nt
Organism: Staurois parvus
Lineage: Eukaryota; Metazoa; Chordata; Amphibia; Anura; Ranidae
Source: the annotation of a GenBank genome assembly
AUGAAUGGCACCCCAGAGGACUGAUGAUGAUCUGACUUGGAGGCAGGGGCGGACUGACCAUUUGGAAACUCAGGCACUGCCCGAGGGCCAGGGGUCAGUAGGGGGCCCCAUGCAGGGGCGAACUGACAACUCAUGGGGCCCCCGGGCAAUAGGGGAUCAUGGGUCCCCUGUGUCCUUGCCCAAACUCAAAAAAGCCUAUGAAAAAGGUACCAGUGGCAUCUCAUGGGGCCCCUUACUGAUCCUGGGCCCUCGGGGAGUGCCCGAGUUUCCAAAUGGUCAGUCUGCCCCUGGCCCCGUGAGAUUCCCCUGGUACCUUUUUCAUAGACUUUUUUGAGUUUGGG